Messenger RNA from Linepithema humile (Argentine ant), 2990 nucleotides. RefSeq lists its product as uncharacterized. The record is from RefSeq and is a predicted model, not a curated record. NCBI's taxonomy places the organism in Eukaryota, Metazoa, Arthropoda, Insecta, Hymenoptera, Formicidae.
AAGAUAAAUAAAAAGAUAUUAUCAUCUAACUAGUAGGACGUGUAAGAAUGCAUGAAACUGAGGAUAGCUGUAGGCGCCACGAAGGAAGUAACAUAAUGAGCAUAAAGAAAAGGAAUCGAUGAGACGUGUGAUGAGAGCGAAAUGAAGAUGGAGGCGAACAGCAGAAUACAACCCUCGUGAAACGGAAGACGGCAAGUCUCGCGGUGACGGUGUUGUACAACUGGAUGGCAUGCCUGAUCGCCGGUGCCGCAGGUCUUUCAGUUUCUUUUGGACCGUCGUGUGUGCAGCAGCGGAUGCGAUCAGAUGCGAUCGACGUUACGCGCGUGUGAAAGUUAGCCCCGUCUGCGUGCGCCCAUCCUCUGGCAUCGUGCGGCGCGAAUAUGAAGAGGAAAAGCGGGGAGGCGUAAGAGAGAGGUACGCGAAUACGAAUCGGCGCGUCAGGCGAAACGGACGUCCUGAUGAAACUUUUCGUCGCAUGGUGGCCACGCGCACGGAACUGCGACCGUCGCGACCUGUAAAAUUGCGGUAAAUCGAAGCCACUUGAGACAUCGGUGCGAUAUAAAGUGCAAACGGCUAAUUAGAACGGGUGACACGGUGUAAUACGUAAACAUUGACGAACGUGCCGCGCCGAUGUGAAAGUGGCCGGCCGGAUGGCUGCUGAUGAUGGAAUGUACGACGACCGAGUGUUGCAGCACGCACGUCGAUUCGCGGAUUCCGGAUAAUUACACCUAUAGUGACGCUGUGAGGAAGCCGCAGGGCUGGUGGUGGACGACGAAAGCGCGGUUGAUUGAGCAUGCAGCGAUGGUUACUGGCCUUGGACGAGCCUGCAUCCGAUCCCUGCGGUAGCGCCCGAAUGCGUCGUCGAACGCCACGUGCCGUCGGGGGAUGCGUUUCGAGGACUCGACGAGCGCCGGCGCAGCGAGGCGAGCGGCGAUCGCGCGCGAUUCCGCAGCCAGGAUCAAUCCCGAUGGUAUAGAAACCGGUAGGCGCGUUUACGCCGCGUCGCCUAGAAUCGAGCCGUACGAGAUCGAAUGGGUAAGAUCGGACUUGGCGGACGGUGAGAUCUCCAAGUUCGUAGGCGGCAUCGCAGGCGACGAGUCGACGGUCACGACGGCAACGCGAAAUCAUCCGAAAAGAUGUUACCGAACGUCGACCAGUUCCGGUUACUCGAGCCACUCUCCGCCGCUGUCGGCCGGUUCGUAUUCUUGUUACGCGUCGGCGAGGGAUCCGUCGUACGGACGUCCGCGGUCUAUCUGGCCCUCAGUCAUAUAUCGUCACGCCGAAGAGCGCAAUGCCGAUUACGAAGGUAUUUACACGUGUCACGUGUGUGGUUGCGUGUACGAUUAUUCACCGCCGCCACCGGUGUCGCCGCUGCCGAGACCAUCGGCGCGCGAGGUGCUGCUCGAGUUGUCUCGGACUCUGAAUUCUGUGAUAGACAGCGACGUUACUAUGACACCGGAGGACAUCCUGCGCGAUAUCUCGCGCAUCAUUUCCCUGCGGUUGCCUUCGCGUAGCGACAACGUGUACGAGUACGUUUGCGCACCCACGACGCUCAACAGCAAGAAUCUGUCGUCGGGCUACAGCGGAAACGUGUCGUCGGGAGUGAAUCCGGCUGAUUCUAAAGUCCACGUCGGCCCUCGCUGUCUCUACGGGCACAGCUCGGCGCGAUCCGUGCCAUUGCUUCAGAACAAAAUAACGGGAUGCGAGGACGGCGAAGCGGGAAAGAGUUUGGGCAUUGCGAAAAAACAAUCUUGCGAAACGCCUGGCCCGUACGUUCGCAAAUACCUUCACGGAAAGCAUAUUGAGAACAGCUGCUCCAAGAAAUCAUUCCGGCUAGACGGAGACUCUAAGCAGUGUCGGAACGGACUCACCUCGACCGAAUUGCAAUAUUCUAUGCAAUUGGAAUGCAGUGACGUCGGUUCGUCCAGCGAAAGUACGAUUGCUUCAUUGACGGCGAAUGAUUGGAAUCAUCGCGGCUUAACCGUUAAAGGCCUAGGAGACGAUUUUGACUUCACGCUCGAUGUGGCGCGCGCCGAGCGUUUAGGUCGUGCGAUCGCGAGAGCGAAACGGAAACGGCAAUGGUGCCGAAUACUGACAAUCCUUUUCGGGCUAGCUUUCUUCGUGUUGAGCGUCAUUAUUGUCUCUUUAUUCGUAACGAGGGGUCGCAAGGUGUUUGGGAGCAUGUAAGAGUGAGGUGACAAAAAAAAAAUUCAUUCAGAUUAACUUAACGCGCACACAAGUGUAUUCUCUUGUAAGUUAUAGAAACGAUCCGCUGACGUUCAGAAUACUCUAUCGAAUUUCGCGAUAGCUUUACUGCAAACAUUUUGUGAUACAUAUAUACUUUCGUAUGUAUCCCUUCAGUACCUUAUAUAUAUAUAUAUAUAUACUUAAGUGAAAUUAGAAAGAUCUUGCAAUCACAAUAUAUGGCUGUGACCAUGUCCUUUCACGUGUAUAUUUAUUAACUUUUUGCACUCCAAGAGUUGCGGCACACAUUUAUGUAUGCGCUGUAGCGGCGCCCAGGGAGUACAAGAGAUUAAAUAUUGCGUACCAUUACCGAAUUGUAUUAGAAAACAAUUAGACUUAUAAGGAGGCGUGGUAAUACUAUCACUGAUAUCGCGCGGUGAAACGGGUAUCUAUGUAAAAUCUACUUUGAUAAUUUGCGCACGCACGCGCAUAUUUAACACUAGUCUAACACUAGUCGCGCUCAGCGCGGCGCUGCGGACGAUGAGUGACGACAGCUGAGAGAUAACGUACCACUCACGAAUAUUGACGGACGAAUAUUAACAAAUGGUGAAAUCGGCAUUUAAAAACAUAUUGGUUUGAAGCAUUUACUUGAGCAUUUUAAUCGACAUUUUUCAUAUUUAUCGGAACGUCGAAGUGUUGGGCUAUACACAAACUUCAUAUUGACUGGUCAUCCAGGUUAUGUUCAUAUCUGUAUAUCGUAUUUGCCCGAUUGUUGUCUUAUAAAAACUAUAGCACUUUUUCUCGAG